AUGGGUGGUGUUGCAUGGACAGAAGAAGAAGAUGACUUGCUUAAGAAAUGCAUACAACAAUAUGGAGAAGGAAAGUGGCAUCGGGUUCCUCUGUUGGCAGGUCUAAACAGGUGCCGAAAGAGUUGUAGGCUAAGAUGGCUCAACUAUCUCCGUCCAAACAUCAAAAGGGGAAAUUUUGCUGAGGAAGAAGUGGAAAUGAUUGUCAAACUCCACAAAUUAUUAGGCAACAGGUGGUCACUAAUUGCUGGAAGGCUACCUGGAAGGACUGCUAAUGAUGUGAAAAACUAUUGGAACUGUCAUCUGAGUAAAAAACUAAAUGCACUAGAAGCUGAAGACAGAGAAAUAACCAGAGAUGUUCAAGUGAUUAGGUCCCAGCCAAGAAACAUUGGUUCAAGCUCAGUGAAGAGGAGCCAGGUUGAGACUCCAACUGACAAAGUAGUUCAACAAGAGAGUGGCGUAUCCUCACUAACAUUUGAUGCUGAUGGUCAGAGCCAUAUGCUUGAAUCACAGCAUGACAACAUAUAUUCAUGCUUGGACCAACAGGGCAUUGUUGGUGACUUGCCAAUGGACUUUCAAUUCGAAGGAUUUGAAGCAAUGAUAAACGGAGAAGGUAGUAGCAGCCAAUGGGAUUGGGAUGACUUGCUCUUAGACAUGGAUAUGUAUAAUGAUUUUUUUUCUUAAAUUAUUCCUGCUGCUAUAGGGAAGACAAUGUUGGUCCUAUAUAACUUAGUUGUGUAUCAAUAUCAAUAUCAAAGUUAAAUGUUUUC
Gastrolobium bilobum is the source of this 767-nucleotide messenger RNA. RefSeq names its product transcription factor MYB113-like. The record is from RefSeq and is a predicted model, not a curated record. Lineage: Eukaryota; Viridiplantae; Streptophyta; Magnoliopsida; Fabales; Fabaceae. The transcript has 3 exons. Bases 1 to 681 code for a protein of 226 amino acids.